GCGGGGCGCGGGGCUCGGCGCUGCCCCGGCCGGCCGAGCAUGCACUGAGGCGAGCGGCGCCGGGCUCGGAGCCGCCCCGCUGCAUGCUGUGCGGAGCCACGGUCGCGAUAAUAAAUGAUAGAGGAUACAAUGACUUUGCUGUCUCUGCUGGGUCGGAUCAUGCGUUACUUCUUGCUCAGACCGGAGACCUUGUUCUUGCUGUGCAUCAGCCUGGCACUGUGGAGUUAUUUCUUCCACACGGAUGAGGUGAAAACCAUUGUGAAGUCCAGCAGGGAUGCGGUGAAGAUGGUGAAGGGCAAGGUGGCCGAGAUCAUGCAGAAUGACAGGCUCGGGGGUUUGGACGUGCUGGACGCGGAGUUCUCCAAGACCUGGGAGUUCAAGAGCCACAACGUGGCCGUGUACUCCAUCCAAGGCCGGAGGGACCACAUGGAGGACAGGUUCGAAGUGAUCACCGACCUGGUGAACAAGACUCACCCCUCCAUCUUCGGGAUAUUUGAUGGGCACGGAGGAGAGUCCGCAGCGGAGUACGUGAAGUCGCGGCUGCCCGAGGUGCUGAAGCAGCACCUGCAGGACUACGAGCGGGACAAGGAGAACAGCGUGCUGUCCUACCAGAGCAUCCUGGAGCAGCAGAUCCUGUCCAUCGACAGGGAGAUGCUGGAGAAGCUCACCGUGUCCUACGACGAGGCAGGCACCACGUGUCUGAUCGCGCUGCUGUCCGACAAGGAGCUGACCGUGGCCAACGUGGGCGACUCGCGGGGCGUGCUGUGUGACAAGGACGGCAACGCCAUCCCCCUGUCCCACGACCACAAACCCUACCAGCUCAAGGAGAGGAAGAGGAUUAAGAGGGCUGGUGGAUUCAUCAGCUUCAACGGCUCGUGGCGCGUGCAGGGCAUCCUGGCCAUGUCGCGCUCGCUGGGCGAUUACCCCCUGAAGAACCUGAACGUGGUGAUCCCUGACCCCGACAUCCUGAGCUUUGACCUGGACAAACUGCAGCCAGAGUUCAUGAUCCUGGCCUCAGAUGGGCUGUGGGACGCCUUCAGCAACGAGGAGGCCGUGAGGUUCAUCAAGGAGCGCCUGGACGAGCCGCACUUCGGGGCCAAGAGCAUCGUGCUGCAGUCCUUCUACAGGGGCUGCCCCGACAACAUCACAGUCAUGGUGGUGAAGUUCAGGAAUAGCAGCAAAGCAGAGGAGCAGCAGUGAGGGCCCCCCAAGCCCAUCAGGACUCAGAACAGUUUCUCUGUAGUUGGAAGCUCCAGAAGCGCCGCCGGGGCUCUCGCGGGAGGAACGGAUCUCUCUGGGCUCUGUUCUUGGCUUGACUAAAGGAGCAAUACCACAAAUCCAUGCUGAGCCACCACAAGAAUCCAGUUUGUCCCCGUGUCCCUGCUGCUCCUUAGGAACCAGUGGAAGCUGCCAUUUCUCCCUUUUCUUUAGCAGCCCUGUGUAGAUUUUUGGAUCCCUCCCCUCUCAGGGGCACGGCAGGGUCAGGGCGGUGCUGCUGCUUCUCCCCCGUGGCUGUCACUGCUCACAAGCUGCUCUCACGUUCCUCAUCUCUAACCUGCAGUGAUCAGGGUGGACAGGAGAAGGGUUUGUGACGAGAAGGAGGAAGAGGAGCCAACUCUCAGCCUGCUGCCACUGCUGGCUCUCGCUUUGUUUGACCUCUCCCCGAAAUAAACCCCUGCCGAGCAUGUGAGUAGGUAAAGCUCCUGAGUCACCACCUUUAUUCAGGCUGUGCAUUACUCUAGAACAGUUCUUCUAGGCCAUCUGGUACCCAAACCAAGCAAUGGUGAACUUCAGCAAAAUCCUGGGAGUCCUGAACCUCCUGGAUGGGAGCAGAGCUCAGCUGGGAGAGCAGGAUGUCUACCCUUCACCGAGAAUCACCCUGACCUUAUUUCUGUGCAGAGAGAUGUGAGAGGAAGUGAAUUCCACUGGUGACUGUUGGGAACCUCAUCCAGGCCUUCCUCAGAGCUGCCCAGCUGGAAGUCAAGCCUGUGAGAGACUUCCAGGUGGAUUUGUGGUGUUAAUCCCAGGGCAGACCCCUCUGGAAGCAGCUUUUGGGAUGACAUGCAAAUGCCAGGCAGCAACAAUGCACUGUAGAGAUGAAAGCUUGUGUUAAAUCUAGAUUUUAAAAGUAUGUUUAGACCUAACUUUCAGUAUUUAAUUGUAUUUUGGGAUGUGUGACUGCUGUAAGUUGGAAUGAGGACAGUUUGAGUUUGCUGCACCUCUGGUAGCAGCUGUGUCAUGGCAGAGGGACUGGGCAGGCAGGAUUUGGGAUGGAAUUGGGAUGGAAUUGGGAUGGAAUUGGGAUAUCCUCAUCCUGCCUGACAAAAGUCCUUGGGAUCUCCCCCAGAACGUGGUCCUGGACAAUCUGCUCAAGCCUUCAGGGUGCUGGAGGCUGCCUGGGUUUGGGUCUGAGGUGGAUCAGGGAUGGGAGGGAUUACCUGUUCCUUGGGAAAGUCCAGCAUUCCUCAUUUCCCAGCUGCCUGGCACCCACAGCUCACCUGCAGGGGUUUUUGGGGAGGCUGAGCUGUGCUGGGGAGGUGCUGAGGGGUCAGGGUCUCUCAAGGCAAAAAUCAAAGAGCACAAAUUUCUGCUCAAGGAGGAAUCCCCAUCUUUGUCCCUCCAGUUUUGUCCCUAGGUCACCUCUCCCCCAACAAAGGGGGAUAAUUUGUCCCUUAAUUAUUUUGUCUGGGGAUAAUCUCAGCCCUUAAUUGGCUCUGGUGGUGUUUCCAGUGCUGUGCAAAAUGUGUUUGGAUCCCUCUGCUCAUCCUGAACUCCAGGGAGAGCCCCUGGGGAGUGUCCAGCAGCAUCUGGAGCAGCAGGCUCAGCCUGCCCUGCUCCUUUCCCAGAGGAUGGGAAUUCCUGAGGUUUUCCAUCCCCUGCACAUCCCCAGUGGCUCUGAGGUGCAGCCAGCAGGAAAUGGGAAUAAUGCAGAGCACUCCAGUUGUUCCAGUGUGAAAAGGGAGCUGAGGGCAGAGCACUGGGAAGUGCAGGCCUGGGGUGGUGAUUCCAUGGGAAUGCUGGAUCCUGGGCUGGGAAUGGCACAGCAGCUCCAGGCACAGCUCAGAGAGUGGAGUUUGCCUUCCCUGGAGACAUUCCCAUUGUGCCUUUCCUUUGGAGGGCACAGGAGAAUCCAGCCAGCAGCCCUGAAGAUGUUUGUGUGCAGGGAGAUCUCCCUGACCAGCCCUGGAGAAGCUGCAGUGAGGGUCAUGAUGGUCAUUGGUCAUUCCCAAAAAUCCAGGAGAGGUGACAGCACUGGGAUGGGAGCUGCUGGCUGCACAGACAUCCAUGGAUCCUCCACCUCUGGAGCACAGCUGGCUGCCCCUCCAGCCCUGGGACAGCCAGAAGGAGCUGCAGGAAUUCCCAACCAGGAGAAA
Molecule: messenger RNA, 3374 nt
Organism: Catharus ustulatus (Swainson's thrush)
Lineage: Eukaryota; Metazoa; Chordata; Aves; Passeriformes; Turdidae
Gene: PPM1L
Product: protein phosphatase, Mg2+/Mn2+ dependent 1L
Exons: 4
Coding region: 115-1200 (361 amino acids)
Biological process (GO): protein dephosphorylation; positive regulation of canonical Wnt signaling pathway; negative regulation of canonical NF-kappaB signal transduction
Cellular component (GO): nucleus; cytosol
Molecular function (GO): cation binding; protein serine/threonine phosphatase activity
Source: RefSeq, a predicted model, not a curated record